This is a messenger RNA of Myotis davidii, 1282 nucleotides long. RefSeq names its product myeloid zinc finger 1 (gene MZF1). The coding region runs from base 295 to 1098 and encodes 267 amino acids. The record is from RefSeq and is a predicted model, not a curated record. NCBI's taxonomy places the organism in Eukaryota, Metazoa, Chordata, Mammalia, Chiroptera, Vespertilionidae. The transcript has 6 exons.
CCUCCGCAAAUCUCCGCAGGGGCUGCCGUGGAGACCGGGGCUGACGGCGUCUUAGCGAGGGCCGUGAUUGGAGCAGAGCCGCUAAUCCUCGGGAGGCGUGGGAGGCAUGCGUGGUUGGAAGGCAGCGCUGCCGCGGGUUCCCCCCUGAGAGGCUAGCGCACGUCGCUGGGGCCCCAGACGCCUGGAGCAGAGGCGGGGAGCACGGGAAUCGGCGGCCGGAAGUGUGACCUGAUGCAGCCUCACCACAUCCGUCCCCAGGGUGAGCAGUAGCCUCGGGGCCAAGCCAUCUUUCUGAUGAGGCCGGCAGCACUGUGCUCCCCGGGGCACACAGCCCCGGAGGACGAGAGCCCCAUCGUGGUGAAGCUGGAGGAGGAGGAGGAGGAGGAGGCCACCCCAUGGGAUCCCGGCCCAGAGGCUGCGUGCUGGUGUUUCUGGCACUUCCGCUACGAGGAGGCAGCAGGGCCCGGAGAGGCCCUGGACCUGCUCCGGAAGCUGUGCCGCCAGUGGCUGCGGCCGGAGGUGCACUCCAAGGAGCAGAUGCUGGAGCUGCUGGUGCUGGAGCAGUUCCUGAGCACGCUGCCCCCCAAGAUCCAGGCCCGAGUGCGAGGGCAGCGGCCGGGCAGCCCCGAGGAGGCCGUGGCCCUGGUGGAGGGGCUGCGUCGGGAGCCAGGAGGACCCCGGAGAUGGGUCACAGUCCAGGUGCAGGGGCAGGAGGUGCUGUCAGAGAAGGUGGAGCCCUCCGACUUCCAGCCCCUCCCGCAAACCAAGCCUCAGACUACGGAGCCUGGGCCUGAGACAGAGGUCACCACGCCGAGGUCGCCACCGAGCCCUCAGGUGAAAAAGGAGCCCGAGGACCCAGCUGAGGACAGGCAAGAGUUUCUGGAUUCUGAGGCUCCGGUCAACCCCCAGGAGGCUGCUUCCACUCUCCUGCCUGAGGCCCAGGACUGUGGGAUGUUGCUGGACCAGGCCUCUCCCCACAGCAAGACUGAGCCUGAGGGCUCCUCGUGGAGGGAACACCGUGGGGCCCCGUGGGAAGAGGAAGCUGAGGGCAUCCCCUCCCCAGACCUCGCUCUGAACUCUGGUGUGGGACUUAAGUAGCGUUCGGAGACACACCCGUCCACACGCCCCAUCACACGGGAGCUUGCCCGGAUAAAGGAUUCGUUUUAUUAACGCGCUCACAGGUUUCUGAAUCACAUGUUGGUGAGCCUGACCCAUCGGAAAAGCACAUUCGAUCGUGGGACUGGCUGGAAUGGUUUCUUUGAUUUCCUUCUCAUUGUUUCAU